AUGAAGCCUGCACCAUUAGUUUUUGGAUUAAUUAUUGUUUUCAUGGUGAACAAUAUCCAUGCUGUGAAUGAGACGAAAGAAGAAUUGUCGGAAAAAACGUACAACGACUUGUACAAAACCAGUUAUGAAGUCGCACUCUCGUCUCAAGACUUCAGGAGUCUUAGUUCAGGAGCACCAAGCCAUGUCCAAGAGUAUUGUCACCAAGUCCUCGUUGAAUACGCCGAAGCAUUGGCUAGUAAACUGCUGCAGUACAUUUUCAACGAUUUGACCGGAGAUAGCUAUUACUUGGAUAACUUGAAUGAGUUGUUUUACAAGGAGCAUCAUGAUACAGACGGGAUGAGCGAAGACGACGUAAUAAACGAUUGUCUGAACGGCGUCGAGGGUGACUGCAAGAUACCGGAAAUGCUCGAAAAGUCACGCGAGCUCGAUGAAAAGAAAAUUAAAUUUGAUUCUUUGCGAGAACAAGCAUCACAAGCCAUACGAGUAUCCAAAUAUUUCGAAUCAAAUGAAAACGGCUCAAUGUUAGCUCAAAAUUUUCAUUUAAAAAUAUUGGAGUGUUUAACAGAAGAAGCGCCAGAAUUAGAAGGCUCGCUAUUCUAACGAAUAAAUACUGAAUCAUGUAAUGAAAAAAAAAAAAAAAAAUUUUUUUAAAUCAACGUUUUUUUGUA
This is a messenger RNA of Copidosoma floridanum, 668 nucleotides long. RefSeq lists its product as uncharacterized. The record is from RefSeq and is a predicted model, not a curated record. Lineage: Eukaryota; Metazoa; Arthropoda; Insecta; Hymenoptera; Encyrtidae.